CUGCCUCACGCGUCAGGAUUCCACAUAAAUUUACUGUUUAUUUGAAUGCUCUCCACAGGACAGGUAACAAAAGUCACAGAAAUCCUAGUGUCUUUUUAUCAAUAAUAUCUCUAACGAUUCUAAUGGAAAUCCCAAUCUUGGACAUCACACGACAGUCUGAGUCAGUUUUUUUCAGUUAAAUGUUCAAGAUCUCAACAAGGACUACAAAGGCUAGAGGCAUAAAUUAAACCCAUAGAAGAACAAAAAGGCUUUCCAAUGUCACAACAACACUGCCCCCCCAACCACCUCUUUUCAGAGACAGGCAACAUUCUGCCAGGGAACCCCAUUUCUCUGCCUGGUUGCGUAAUAUUAAUUACCAUUCAUGCAAGUGAGGCCAAAUGGAACGACUUUCCCACGGUGUCCAGAAAAACCUGGAGAGCGACUCCAGGAAAGAGGCAUUGGGACAUGCAGACUUCACUGGAACUGUGUGUCGAACACAUGGACCUGCACUGAUUGUUGCGACCACAGUGAUUACAGCGUCCAUGCUAUCUGAUGUCCAUGUGAUGCAAGGAGGAGUUGCACUAGUGCUGCACACACUGGAAAGAAGGAUGUGUGAAUAGAGAUGCACCCGAUGUCGGGAGUGGGACGCACACUUUGAAUCAGCCGAAAAGGUGACAGCUGUGGAGCAGAAACUGCUCAGAAUCUGAUGGAUAUCACCAUGAAUAUCUCAAGCGACGUCAUGGAUAUGGCAACCAUCAACAGCCAGGGAAAUGCCUUUGGCAAUGAAAGCAAAGAAACCCUGGAACUGUUAGUCUCUGAAAACAUAACCAUAAGCAUCGUCAGCCUCCUCAUCGUCACGAUCACCAUGGUAUCUCUCGGCCUUUCGAUGGAGAUUUCCAAAAUUAAACAACACUUUGUUAAGCCAAAAGGACCAGCUAUUGCAAUGGUGUCCCAGUUUGGCAUCAUGCCGCUCACUGCCUACUGUUUAGCCAAAGUCCUGAAAUUUGAUGACAUACAGGCUGUGACUUUACUUAUAUGUGGCUGCUGCCCGGGCGGAACCUUGUCAAACAUAUUCUCCCUGGCCAUUAAUGGUGACAUGAACCUCAGCAUCGUACUGACCACUUGCUCCAGCUUCGCAGCGUUGGGUAUGAUGCCUUUGCUGCUCUACAUUUUCUCCCAGGGCUUCGGUGAUCUGAAAAACGCCGUCCCAUACCUCAGCAUCAUCAAGACUCUGGUGCUAACACUAGUGCCGUGUGGCAUCGGCAUCGCCAUUAAGCAUUACAUACCAAAAUACGUAGGAAUCAUGAAAAAGGUUGGUGUGAGCAUCCUGGUCAUCGCUAGUGUCGUGGCUAUCAUCGCGUGUGGCACUGUCCUCAAAGACUUACUGGUGUCGAUCCUCACCGUAAACAUCGUGGCAGCGGCUGCACUGAUGCCGCUGAUUGGCUACACCCUGGGCUUUGUCCUGUCGGUCCUUUUCAGACUUGAUGCUCAAUGUGGGAGGACCAUUUCCAUGGAGACAGGGUGUCAGAACAUCCAGCUGUGCUUUGCCAUCCUGAAGGUGGCCUUUCCCCUGGAGGUCAUUGGACCCAUGUUUCUCUUCCCUAUGUUGUACAUGACGUUCCAGAUGGUGGAGGCCUUUCUCUUGAUCCUGAGUUUCAGAUGUUACCAAAGACUCACAACACCUGGAGAGGCACCACUGGAAAAUAACAAUGUCGACGAUGGUUACGAGCAGGUGAAGCAGCCGUGACAGCGUGCCAGUUUUUGGUGGUGAUGUCAGAGAAGAACCUGAUUUCUUUCUACACUCAGGGUGAUGUCAAUGACAUCUUAAUAUUCAAACAUAAUGACGACAUUUUUUAAUUUAAUUUUAAAAAAAAUUCUUUAUUCUAAAUCUC
Molecule: messenger RNA, 1871 nt
Organism: Cynoglossus semilaevis (tongue sole)
Lineage: Eukaryota; Metazoa; Chordata; Actinopteri; Pleuronectiformes; Cynoglossidae
Gene: slc10a1
Product: solute carrier family 10 member 1
Exons: 6
Coding region: 686-1726 (346 amino acids)
Biological process (GO): bile acid and bile salt transport
Cellular component (GO): membrane
Molecular function (GO): bile acid:sodium symporter activity
Source: RefSeq, a predicted model, not a curated record